Messenger RNA from Oncorhynchus gorbuscha (pink salmon), 1780 nucleotides. RefSeq lists its product as uncharacterized. NCBI's taxonomy places the organism in Eukaryota, Metazoa, Chordata, Actinopteri, Salmoniformes, Salmonidae. The annotation marks the transcript as partial. The record is from RefSeq and is a predicted model, not a curated record. The transcript is spliced from 7 exons.
GUGACUGUUCUACAGGAGGUGUGUCUCAGAGUAACAGUGAGGCCAGCGGUCCUCUGGGGACCAUCCAGACUGUAGGGAACCUACACCGCGUCUCUCUGACCACACACAACAACACAGGAUUAUGGGAAAUCAAUCUUAACUCCCUAGAGUCUUACUCACUGAAGGUCAUAGGUCAGAGCUCUGUUAAUUUCGGCUACCAUUUCGUGGAGGCUUUUGGCGGUGCUCAUGGAGACUUUGGCCUCAAAGAGGGCCGUCCUCUCACAGGCGAUAACAUAACCCUGCUGGUGUCUGUGACGGGGGGUGACUCUGUCACUGUGACGGCGGUGGCCCUGGUCGAGGCCUUGGGGUCAGGGCGGCGGGGACUUCCUGGUUACCGUGGCCAGAGUCCCACAGGGGAGUUUGUGGUGCGUCUGAGGGGAGAGAGCAAUAGCGCCACCACCAAAUCAUCACCUAGCCUCUUCCAGAGACAGGCCUCCACUCAGAUAAAGACUUCCAGCAUCUCUGUUACGGCCCAGGCUGACAGUACUCUAGAACCCGGUUCUACCAUCUCUGUCCCCUUCACCGUGGCAAUGGCCAACGGAACAGGAGGAGCUUUUACCGUCCGAGCCACGAACGACCGCGGCUUCACUUCCUCCUUCCCCGCCAGUGUCUCCAUUGUGACCGGAGAGGGAGUGGCCAACGGUACGGUGACUCUCACGGCGCCCGCCAGCACCCCAUCGGGAACGGACGUCACCUUGACCAUCGAGGCAGAGUCCGCUGGAGCAGCAGACUUGAACUACGUCAUCCUGCGUCUCUCUGUUGUCAGCAAGAUGACAGAUUUCACUCCUCCCCAGUGUGGGGUGGUCAGCGUCUCGUCCAACUGCCCGGCUGACUGCGGUGCCUCUUACUGGCAGCUCUCUGCCAACCUGACCGAUGGUGCCAACGGGACUGGCAUCGACCGAGUCACCCUGCGCCAGGGCAACGGGACCCUGAACACUUCUACAGAGGUGGGCAUCGGGGCGAGAACGUGACCCGGAUUGAGUACAGCGCCACCUGCUGUUCAAAGAGGGUAGAGCUAGUGGUAGUUGACAGGGCAGGCAACGUGGGUGUGUGUCUGGGCUCAGUAAAGGACUCUGUGGGGGUGGUUGUGAACUCUACAGCACAGGCCUCUGUCACCAACACUACAGCUGUACCUGUAGUUAGUACUGCAUCUACUGGAGGGCCACCUUUGACUCUGUCCCUGUAUCUAAGGAUCUGUGUGAUGCUUUCUCUCCUCCUGUGGAAUAGAGUAGAGCUGUAGAGUUGUAUAAUAGUUCAUGUAGGUAGAUGUCAUGUGGAGCAGUAGAAUCAUUGCAAAGAGAGUCAAGUCAUCAGACAUUACCGGUAUGUAUAUGUUAUGUUGUACAAAAAGACAGGGUGGAAAUGUGUAAUGAACUCUGUCAUAAUACACUGUGGGAACUCUGUCAUAAUACACUGUGGGAACUCUGUCAUAAUACACUGUGGGAAUUCUUGUCAUAAUACACUGUGGGAACUUGUCAAAAUACAAUGUGGGAACUCUGUCAUAAUACACUGUGGGAACUCUGUCAUAAUACACUGUGGGAACUCUGUCAUAAUACACUGUGGGAACUCUGUCAUAAUACACUGUGGGAACUUGUCAAAAUACACUGUGGGAACUCUGUCAUAAUACACUGUGGGAACUCUGUCAUAAUACACUGUGGGAACUCUGUCAUAAUACACUGUGGGAACUCUGUCAUAAUACACUGUGGGAACUCUGUCAUAAUACACUGUGGGAACUCUGUCA